Molecule: messenger RNA, 1479 nt
Organism: Mollisia scopiformis
Lineage: Eukaryota; Fungi; Ascomycota; Leotiomycetes; Helotiales; Mollisiaceae
Exons: 4
Coding region: 199-1479 (426 amino acids)
Biological process (GO): substituted mannan metabolic process
Molecular function (GO): carbohydrate binding; mannan endo-1,4-beta-mannosidase activity
Source: RefSeq, a predicted model, not a curated record
GCUACUGUCGAAGCAGAGAAGGGGAUCUUGAAUGGAGUUACAGUAGCAACUUCUACCGCUGGUUAUUCUGGCACAGGCUAUGUUCAAGGCUUUGUCGCAAGCAAUGACAAUGUCACACUCACCAUCUCGAACGAGAGUGAAGCUUUGUAUGAUAUCGUGGUAAGAUACGCAGCGAUAUACGGAGGAAAACAGACUACUAUGUCCUUGAAUGGUGGAGGCGGUGCUGAGGUUGUGCUUGCGGAUACGACGACUGCCGCCUCGCCUUGGGCAAAUGCUACAGCAGGACAAGUUCUCCUCAAUGCUGGAAAUAACACUGUUACUUUCAUUGAUGACUGGGGCUGGUACUUCAUCGACUGCAUUUAUGUAACUCCGUCACCACCACCUCAACCCCACAAAGUCAGCAAAAAGCUUGUGGCUCCAAAUCCAUUACCUGUUACGCAGGCAUUGUUUGAGACGUUGCUGAACAAGUAUGGCUCUGGUGAGAUAUUUUCCGGUCAAGCAGAUCCUACAGGUGUUACUUGGCUUGAGCAGAAUGUCGGUAAGACGCCAGCGAUUAUUGGCUUAGACAUGAUCGACUACAGCCCAACUCGUGUUGAGUAUGGUGCCAAUAGCACUGCUGUUGAAGAUGCAAUAGAAUUCGAUGCCAGAGGUGGCAUGGUCGCGUUUCAAUGGCAUUGGAACGCUCCAGCCGAUCUCAUCAACAAUGCCACUGUUCCUUGGUGGGACGGAAUAUACACCUACGGCACAACUUUCAAUCUCACAGCUGCCUUAGCCAAUCCCAAUGGAACAGACUACGGGUUACUUCUUCACGAUGUGGAUGCCAUCGCUGUCGAACUCUUGCGCCUUCAAGCAGCAAAUAUUCCCAUCAUCUGGCGACCACUCCAUGAAGCAGAUGGAGGAUGGUUUUGGUGGGGAGCAUGGGGGCCAGAAAGUUGCAAGACGCUUUAUCGCCUGAUGUUCGACCGCUAUACCAAUUACCACGGUCUCCACAAUCUGAUCUGGCUUUGGAACUCUGUGACUCCAAGCUGGUAUCCGGGCGCAGACGUCGUUGAUAUCUUAGGCUAUGAUUCUUACCCCGCAGUUGGUGAUCACGGCCCUGUCGACGCCCAAUAUCAAGACUUGAUUGCUCUUGGGCUUGAUGAGAAAAUGGUGACUUUGCCGGAAGUGGGAAACAUACCCGAUCCAACACUCUUAAAGCUAUAUCAUGCCGACUGGAGCUACUUCGUCACAUGGGAUCAAGACUACAUUACCACGGAUACUUACAACAACUUGACCUUCAAGAAAGCUGUUUAUGACGAUCCGACGGUGUUGAAACUUACUGAUCUGGGUGAUUGGAAAGGCACAGCGACGGUUUCUCAUACCGCCAGUAUUCCUUCAACAACAGUCACACAGACUCUGUCCAGUUCGAGCAGCGACAUGCUUUCGUCCACUGUCGCUUCGGCAUCGAAGAGUAUAAGUAGCAGCGCUACGCUUUCGUAA